CCCUCCCAGCCUACCAGUCCCACCCGCUGCCGUACUCCACCGCCACCGACGCCGGAAUGAAGGGCGUGCCCGCCGACACCGCGGCGCCCCAGGUGCCGGCGACCAAGAUCGCCAUGCCGGCUUCCGCGGCGGGCGGCGCGGAGGCGGCGCUCCUGGGCAAGGGGCGGUACAAGGUCUGGGCAUUGGCCGCCAUCGCGCUGCUCGCGCUCUGGUCCAUGUCCGCCGCCUCCGUCUCCCUGCGCUGGUCCUCCUCGGGCGACCUCGCCGCCUUCUCCGGGGACCUGGACGUACCGCUCGGCGGCGACCUCGACUCCCUCGAGAUGGAGGAGAGGGAGAAAUUAGUGGGUCGAAUGUGGGACAUGUACACACGCAUCAGUGAUGAGGUACGGCUUCCACAGUUCUGGCAGGAGGCGUUUGAGGCUGCAUAUGAGGAACUUGCUGGUGAUGAUACGCAGGUCCGUGAUGCAGCUGUUGCUGAGAUUGCCCGAAUGUCAGCUCACAAACUUGAGCUUGAGCAGACAGUGAAUGAGAAUGAGGAAGAGAAUGCAGCAAGCAACAGAGGUGGUAGGUCAAUGGGGAAGUAGUAGUUUCGCAAAUAUCUGCGGCCUGAGAACCUGAAGAUCUCUUGCUGACAAAGAACCCAAAGACCUGAAAUUUGGGGUUUAGACGUGGUUGAUAGUUAUAAUGGUUGUUCACUGGGUCUGCACCAGGUACGGUGAAAAGGGUGUAUUUCUGGCACUGUGUUACGUUAGUUAGUCGCACUUAUGUUUUAUGCCAGAUAGGGCAAAAGGCUUGUCAUUGCUGAUUUGCUGUAAAGUAACCUUCCACAGUGAAGAUGUUCCCAUAUUCUCAGGCUCCCUUGGCCACGGCUUAUGUGACUUGCUUCUAUAAUUCUGUUUGUGUUCA
Molecule: messenger RNA, 906 nt
Organism: Panicum hallii
Lineage: Eukaryota; Viridiplantae; Streptophyta; Magnoliopsida; Poales; Poaceae
Exons: 3
Coding region: 57-584 (175 amino acids)
Source: RefSeq, a predicted model, not a curated record